AUGCCUUGUAAUGGUGUCAGACGAAAUUACAACGGCGGUGUGGAUCUUCUGGAAUUCUUCAUUAAAACUGAAAGAUCCUUUAACUGUCAUCACGCUUUACUUGAUUUUAAAAGCACAAAGGAUGAUAUCAGAGAUUUUAUUGCAUGGACUCUUCACUGUAUUCUGUUCGUUGGAUCUAAAGGCUAUUAUAAAGAAGCUGCUGCUUCCGUCAUUAGCAGAAUCAUUUUUAGUGCAGAGCGCAUAUCUAGCGCCUACUCAGAUUCAUACAUCGAUGCUGUGCUCUCUUUAGCUUAUCUUUUGGUUCAACGCUUGUCAAUCCAUGGAGAAAAACGCGAGGCUGAUCCUUCUAGAUUGUUUCGAUUUUCGUUACCAAAUCCUAUUGAAAAGAAGGAAAUCAAAAUAGGAAACAUUCUCAUGUCUCUACGUCCCCAAAAUUUCGAAAUAUCAUCCGUCGUCGAGGCUUACAAUUUCAUGUUCAUUGUUUGCCAAGUAAUAUCUUCGUGUAUAUCACAAUUUCUUGCUAUGCGCCCAUCAAUGGUUGAGGGAAUUUUCGAUAUUCUCGCUGAAAUUAUUGAUUUUGCUGAUUUAAACGGAAAACUUGAGUGCACGAGGGCUGUAUCAUGUUGUCUUGACGCUCUAUUGUGCACAGAGGAAUUACAUUCUCCCUCCCUUUUAUCUAAAGUGUUUCAACUUUCUUCCAGUAGUUUAAAAUGUCUCACCUUCCUUUCUGAAUCGAAACACAAGUGUAUGGCCCUGUUCUACGAACUGAAAAUGCCAGAACAAUUGGUUCUUUCCUGUUGUGACUUAAUCAGCCGUGUCUGCCAACUAAUUUCUAUGAACCAGAAUAACUGGAAUGGGCCUUCAUCUGAUGAAUUCUCUGAGAUGAUUGAGACAUACAAAUCUACCUUUAUCAGUCUUUCUGGGAGUAAACUUCCUCGAAACAAAUGUUUGACUUCGGCUUUAAUGAAAUUCUUUUGCCAAAAUUCUUCAUCUUUUCCUGAAAUUUCGCCAAUCCACGUCCAGCUGUGUGAUUGUCUAAUUCAAGAUCAAAAAUUUCGGGAAUGUAUGCUCUUCCAUGCAGAUGAGAAAGUUUUCAGCUGUGCUGACAAGGAAGCAUUUCGAUAUCAGGCUAUCGACUUCUUUGCUGUGGCUUUCAAUCGAAUUGGCGUGACUAAUUUACAACUGCAUCUUAACUCUUUUUUACUUAACAUUCCAGAUUGGCCCAGCUUGUCAUUGAUUACCUCAGCUUUUGUUCGGUGUAUUGAUCUAGAUCAAUGCUGGUAUGAUCCAGUUAUAGCAACCCUUCCCUCAAUUGUCUCCAAUUUGAUUUCAGCCUUCAUCCCGACUACUCAGGAUGUGGAAUCGAGUUUUCUUGAUCUUGUUGGUAGAAUCAAUCUCUUCUCAGAUCUUCUCGCUUCCUCGCUAAGUGGGGAUCUUUUGCGCGAGCUAGAUUUGAACGAUCUGAAACGCCUCUGGAAGUUCUUUGAAAAUCUCUCUUCAUCGUCGGAUAUGAACACCCAUCUUUUGGCUAUUUCUCUUAGAGCUUCUCUUCUGUUAUUAACGUUUUUGAAGUCUAGAGGGAUUGAGCCACAUGAUAUGGACUUCUUGCCAUUACUACUGAAUAAGGUGUUGAUUCAAGGAAAUCUCUAUUGGAUUGAAGAUACUCCGACACUGGAUAGAUUUGUUUGGAGUGAAAGCAUAGUUCCACUUUUUGAAACCACUCUUGGUUCUUUAUCAGACGUAGAACUUGGAAAUUCGACCGUUUUGAACGGUCUUUUGAGCCUCUCAAGAAUUGCAAUUUGCGUUUCAUGGUCUACCGCUGUGAAGGACAGGUGUAGAAGAUGUCACAAAUGUAAAUCGACAACUGCAGCUUCGGGUUCUCGAACUCUCAAGAUGUCUAUUAUAAGGAAGUUGUUAGAAUUAAUGGACGAGAAUUUACCUCUUCAGAUUGAACUGUCUUUGCAUGCUGCUCAGCAUUUGUCUUGGGAUAUUUGCAGUGAGGAAGAGAUUAAGAGCUUUGUUCUCACCGUGUUGUCAUGGAUAGCAAAGGUGGAAUAUCAGGUUGUUGCGCAGUUGAGGUAUGUCAUCACAAGUAUUCCCUCCCCCUCAAUUUUGUUAUUGAAGAGUAUUUAA
This is a messenger RNA of Rodentolepis nana, 2133 nucleotides long. NCBI's taxonomy places the organism in Eukaryota, Metazoa, Platyhelminthes, Cestoda, Cyclophyllidea, Hymenolepididae. The record is from the annotation of a GenBank genome assembly.